ACGCUCCGCGAGGGACUGGAGCUUCCGGUGCUCAAGCUAUAGUGGGCCGGCUAGAGAUGGAGAAGCCUGGGGGAAGGUGAUUUUUCUCUCCCGUUCCCUCGCUUCGGGUCACACCCGCGUUGUCUGUGGUGCAGCGGCCGAGGCUCUUGCUCUGGGGCGCGACUGAGGGGGCGUCGACUCCCGCCCGGCUUUCUCCCCACUUUGGGUGGCAGAAAAGUCAGAUGAAGUCAAAAGAACGAUAGUACUGUAUUGUAGAACCAGAAACUGUCAUUGCUCACUUGCCUGGUGGUUUGGCAGAGCAUUAAGAUGUCUGUGGACAUGAACAGCCAGGGUUCUGACAGCAAUGAAGAGGACUAUGAUCCAAACUGUGAUGAGGAAGAAGAUGAAGAUCCUGGGGACAUUGAGGGUUACUAUGAAGGGGUUGCAAAUGAUGUGGAGCAGCAAGGAGCAGACUCCUUUGAUCCAGAGGAAUAUCAGUUUACCUGCCUGACUUACAAGGAGUCAGAGAGUACCCUGAAUGAGCACAUGGUCCGCUUGGCCUCUGCAUUAAAGGUAUCUCAUGCAGUAGCUAAACUUGUAUUAGUUAGCUUCCAUUGGCAAAUCUCAGAAAUUUUGGAAAGGCACACAUCUAAUUCAGUUCAAUUGCUAGUGGAAGCAAGGGUUCAGCCUGCCUCAUUCAAACAUGCCAUGGUACAUUCCUCCCAGCACUGUGCAGUAUGCAUGCAGUUGGUUCGAAAGGAAAACCUGUUAUCUCUAGCUUGUCAGCAUCAGUUUUGCCGCAGCUGUUGGGAACAGCAUUGUACCGUACUUGUCAAGGAUGGAGUGGGGGUCGGUGUCUCCUGCAUGGCUCAAGAUUGUUUGCUUCGGACUCCAGAAGAUUUUGUGUUUCCAUUGCUACCUAGUGAGGAGCUGAAAGAUAAAUACAGACGCUACCUCUUCAGGGACUACAUUGAGAGCCAUUUCCAGCUGCAGCUCUGUCCUGGCGCUGACUGUCCUAUGGUCAUACAGGUACAGGAGCCCAAAGCCCGCCGAGUGCAGUGCAAUCGCUGUAAUGAGGUUUUCUGUUUCAAAUGUCGGCAGAUGUACCACGCUCCUACAGAUUGUGCUACCAUCCGAAAAUGGCUCACUAAGUGUGCAGAUGACUCUGAAACAGCUAACUAUAUCAGCGCUCACACUAAAGAUUGUCCCAAGUGCAAUAUCUGUAUUGAAAAGAAUGGUGGCUGCAAUCACAUGCAAUGUUCCAAAUGCAAGCACGACUUUUGUUGGAUGUGUCUAGGGGACUGGAAGACUCAUGGCAGCGAAUACUAUGAAUGCAGUCGGUACAAAGAGAAUCCUGAUAUUGUAAACCAGAGUCAGCAAGCACAGGCCAGGGAGGCCCUCAAGAAGUACUUGUUCUAUUUUGAGAGGUGGGAAAACCACAACAAGAGUUUACAGUUGGAGGCGCAGACGUACCAGAGAAUUCAAGAAAAGAUCCAAGAGAGAGUGAUGAACAACUUGGGAACGUGGAUAGACUGGCAGUAUCUACAGAAUGCAGCUAAACUACUAGCCAAGUGUCGUUAUACACUACAGUAUACGUAUCCAUACGCCUACUACAUGGAAUCUGGUCCCAGGAAGAAAUUGUUUGAAUACCAACAGGCUCAACUUGAAGCAGAGAUUGAAAAUCUCUCAUGGAAGGUGGAAAGAGCAGACAGUUAUGACAGAGGAGAUCUGGAGAAUCAGAUGCACAUUGCUGAGCAGAGGAGGAGGACUCUGCUGAAAGAUUUCCAUGACACCUAAGACCACAGGAGCUAUCAGGGCACAGAGCUGAGAGCAAAGUAGCAAGAUGGCAGUGCAAGCAACGAGCAACGAGAGGAGUGAUAAGAGGAACUGGCCACUGCUUUUCCAUAAAACAGGGCUGAGGGCAUCCCUGCACCCUCCCCUCGCACACCAGACACGAGCUAGCACCACCGCUUAGUCUUCUCUUUUUCUUCUGUUUUCCACUUUUUCAUUUUUGGCAGGUAGAGGCUGAAAUUCAGUUGGCAUCUUUUCCUGGGACGUUUUCUUCCCCUGCUCUUGGAUGGUUUUGGAAUGGAGUUUGUUUUAUUUUUUCCCCCUCCUGAAUGGCUGUUAAUAGUAUUAGAUCAUUACAAACUUCUGUUAAUUUUCAACAGUUGUACAAUUAUACAAAAUGAACCCCUGAACAACACAACCCCCUUUUUAAAAAUAAAUCAGAACUGGAGUGUUUCCUUUUUAAUAAGCUGUUUGUAAACUUAAUGGCUGCUUCUCUUUCCCCAUCCCCAAACUCACUUUGCACUGAAGGUUGUGAAAUAGUCCAGCUGUUGGUUUAUUUUCACCUCUUAUGUGCACUUUCUUUAUUGCUUGUCCUGUGAGUGCAUGAGAUGAACAGUGCCUGGGCCAAGCAGAAUCAGCAGUAGCCGAAGGUCAGCAUAAUAGUGGAAAGGUUCUCCUCUUCUUCUCUGGCUGGGCUAGAGCAAUAGGGCAGAGCUCGAGGCAGCAUGGGAAAUGUUCUAGUCCAUCAAGAUGAAGUUGUCUCCUGCAUGGAUUUAUUGCUUUGUUUUGUUUCUCUGGGCUGCUACCUACUGCCAGAUUUAAAAUACUUGGAGGAGUUCAGGGAGCAUAACCUUGCUUCUUGGCAGCAUAACAGUGUACAGUUGUUUUGUUUAGGGCAGUAGACCAAGCCAUGUUUGGGCCAUAACUUGCAUAUCUGUGCAACUCAGUCAUGCACAGUCUGAUUCUUUGUGUGGCUAUAAGAUGAUACAUCAAAGCUGAUGUCUACUACCAUAACAAAAUCAGACUUUCCUACUGUGUCAGGGGAAAGCUAAUUCAUGAUAAAGUCACACCAGCAAAAGUCAGAUCCUUAUAAAUAUAUCCCAUUGCUAAACAUCCACCCCUGUUCUAGAAACUGUUCUACUGCUAGCUGAAAAGUAACCAAAAAUAUUGGGAAUAGUCCAUAACUACUGUUAAGAUUCAUAGGUGGCUGCUUAUUGGCAGAGGUUUAUUAACUCUUGAAAUAUGUAUUAAUGUCAACACUUCAUAUUAGAGGUCAGCUUUUAAAAAUGUGUAAAAAUAGCUGUAUAAAAUAUAUAAAGAACAUACUUGGUUAUGUUGAUAAUCUACUUAGAAAAGGAAGAUGGAGCCGCUGUUUCCUGAAGUUGCUCCGACUGAUGGCUUGAAAUGAGAAUUUCCUUGCAACCAUGUUUACAAGAGCAUGUGGCACUGAGAUUUUCUAGGUGCAUUGCUUGUGACCUUUGGGGUUUGGAUUAGAAAGCUUUACCAGAAUCAUCAUUUUCUGCUUAUGACACCUGCUUUUCUGGCCUUUCAAUGAAAACUAUUUUAUUAGCGUUUUAGAUUUUGUCCUAGCUAUUGAAGGUCAUCAGCUAUGUCGUCAUCUUCCCUUUCAGCUGCUGCUGCCGCUACUACCUCAGGCACUCCAAGGAAACUGAAAAACCCGCCUCCUGCUUGUUUUCUAGACCCCAAGUCCUAAUAUGACUUCUCUGCUCCCAGUUAACCUCAGAUUAAGCAAGUGGGUGGGAGAAGUAAAAGCUAGCUUGAGAAGCAGAGAGAAACUGAGCUGUACCCAGAUACACAUCUGUUCUUUGUAGUUUCUUGUUCCAUCUGACCUUUCCCCUUGCCCAUUCCACUGGACUCUUGUAGCAUAUAUGGCAUGAUGACCUCAGCAGGCCUCUCUUUUAAUCCAUAUCUCUGUCAAAAACAGAGAUCAUGCUUGUUUUUCUGACUUAGAUGUUUUAAUUUCUCUGCAUGAAGUCCACUUCUGGGCUUUGAAACUUAGAAACAGACAAAACCUUUUAGCAAAUGGAAAAUGUUCAGUGUGUGUGUGUGAGACACUGCUUACUACAGAAUCUGUUUGCGUUCAUUCUGUUCAGCGCUAGCACAAAAUUAUUGCCACCUUCACAGGGAAAGUUGCUGACUUCCUAGCUUUCUCUGUAAUGCUGACCUGACCUUGCUUGCUUACAGAAAGUUCAGACUUUGAGGGAGGUGAGCAUCUUUUUAUCUUGAAACUUUAAAGUUUAGACUGAGCUGUUUUGGUCAUGAAAUUAACUAAGUUAAAGCAUACACACCUUUCUUGUUCAGAAUUAUCCAGUGCAAAAGAGUGAUGUCACUUGCUACAACUGGCAAAUACUUGCAGCUGGUUGAAUUUAUGGUAGCACAAUCACAACUUGCCAUGGCAUAGUGUUCCUAUCUUAGAUCCAAUCUCACAUUGUGUAUUAAGAUGUGGUAUAUAAUUGUCACAUCACCUAAUGCAACAUAUUGAGGACAGGCUUCUGCUUGCUUAGGAGAAUAUUCUCGCCUUCUGGUCCCUGUGUAGGCCCUAUGCAUCCUCCAGGCUUUGUGGGGAGAUGGCUGCAGAGAGAGGAGGAAUCUGCUCAGCUGAGAGGUAAGAGACACAAUUAGGUUUACCACACAGCUGCUCCUAAAUUUGGAAUCAACAGAUUCAUCCCAGAGUUGAGAGAUCAGUGGAUUCCCUACCUCUUUUUCUUAUCUUCCGUGUUCUAGAACAGCACAAUGAUUGGGUGCUAUCUAAAAGUUUUUAUCAUUGGCAAAAAACAGCCUUUCCUCUAGAAAUAUAUUCUCUUCACUCAAUAAAAAGAUAACAUUUUGCAAAGUGAGCCUACAAUAAAAACGUUAUUUCCUCCUCUUAGAAAAUUUCAUUUUGUGAUGGAAUGGACUAUAAUUAAAGGCAUCUAAGCCAAGUAUUUAGGUAGGCACUGCUUUUCCCUCACUGCGGGUUACCAUCCUAUUACUAGGAGCUUUUGUCUUCCUCUUGUUCCACCAGGCUUAGCCUAAGCCAACCUGGCAGCUAUUUUCAUCCUUCACUCUGCAUGUUAGACCGUUGGUUUGGCUUACCUUUGAUUGCAAUGUUUAUUUCAUUUAGUUGGGCUUACUUUUAAAAUUCCCUUUUGUGAAUUGCCUUCCUUCUUUGUAAGAGAGAGGUACAGAAAGCUAAGGCAAAUAACCAACUCCUGAUAGUAAACACCGAAGGUAGGUAGGUAAUAUCCAGUUCUCCUGUCCAGUAGAAUUCUGUAUACGUCAAAAGCUUUCAUACAGACAGCAGUAGAGACUGUGCAGAUAAGGGAGAAAUUCUGUAACCAGUUUUAUGCUUGUACUCUUCUAGCAUUCAUUCUGUAGCAGUAAUCACAACUGUUCUUUUAACACCUAAUGCCAUGCUAGUGUUACAGGAAGAACUGAAGACUUUCCAUUACUGUACUGUCUUGAUUCAUUUAAACCUGUGUUUCUGUUUUCCAAAAUUCAACUUCACUUUAGUAACUUUUUGUAGAAAAACUCUUAUGUGCUCGCUCAAGUCUGGACUGUUCCAAAUUUUUCAGGUAGUAGCUUCUGCUAUGGAAGCUUUUUUUUAUUACGCAGAGUGCUACAUUAUCAUGGCUGCCUUUGCUCUGUCCCUCACUGAGAUAUGGGGGAAAGCAAUCUCAAGAAACUGCCAACACUUUUCCGGCAUUAGGAGGGGAAGAGGGCAAAGGAAAGAGCCCUUUAAAUUUUCCCCUCCUGAAAUUGUUUAUUUGAAAUAAAUUGUGAAUUUCUAAUUUUAA
Molecule: messenger RNA, 5567 nt
Organism: Candoia aspera
Lineage: Eukaryota; Metazoa; Chordata; Lepidosauria; Squamata; Candoiidae
Gene: ARIH2
Product: ariadne RBR E3 ubiquitin protein ligase 2
Exons: 15
Coding region: 307-1776 (489 amino acids)
Biological process (GO): ubiquitin-dependent protein catabolic process; positive regulation of proteasomal ubiquitin-dependent protein catabolic process; protein polyubiquitination
Cellular component (GO): ubiquitin ligase complex; cytoplasm
Molecular function (GO): ubiquitin protein ligase activity; ubiquitin conjugating enzyme binding; zinc ion binding
Source: RefSeq, a predicted model, not a curated record